Molecule: messenger RNA, 1572 nt
Organism: Trichoplusia ni (cabbage looper)
Lineage: Eukaryota; Metazoa; Arthropoda; Insecta; Lepidoptera; Noctuidae
Product: carboxypeptidase Q-like
Exons: 3
Coding region: 37-1458 (473 amino acids)
Biological process (GO): peptide catabolic process; proteolysis
Molecular function (GO): metallodipeptidase activity
Source: RefSeq, a predicted model, not a curated record
AAAACAUCUCAGUACCUCUCAGAUAUUGGAAGAAAGAUGAAUAUCGUUCAUAUUGUAUUUGUAACCCUUUCUAUUAUUGUUGCGAAUGAAGCCAAGGUACUAAACAAAAAUGUAGAUACAUGCCAAGAGAUUCUGGGAGAUGAAUUGAUCGAAGAGAUAUGGGGCUACGAAAACGUUAAAGAUGAAAUCUUGAAAUACGUUAUAGACGGAGAUUUUAAACGAAAAACUUAUGAUGAAUUGGCGAAGUUCGUGGACAAGUUUGGAGCUCGUCCUUCGGGGACAGAAGUUCUUGAGAAAUCCAUUGAUUACAUGAUCGAUCUUACUCGAGAGGAAGGAUUGAAUGAUAUCGUCACCGAGGAACUGGAGGUGCCACGCUGGGAAAGAGGAGAAGAAAGAAUAACGAUGCUUGAGCCACGAGUUAAGGACAUUUCAGUUUUGGGUUUGGGUCGUAGUGUUAGCACACCGCCUGAGGGAAUCACAGCCGAAGUCAUUGUUUUCAAAAGUUUUGAUGAAUUAGAAAACACACCUGAUGAAAAGGUUGCAGGUAAAAUCGUCCUUUAUGCUCCUAUUUUCACGAAAUACGGUGAAACCAACAAAUACAGAACACAAGGAGCGACCAAAGCAUCGGCUAAAGGUGCUGUUGCAUCUCUAGUAAGAUCAAUUACACCUUUCUCAAUCAACACACCUCAUACUGGAUCUCAGACAUACGGCGAAGGUGUUAUACCCAUACCAACGGCGGCAAUUGCCAUAGAAGACGCUGAUUUGAUUUCAAGAAUUCACGCUAGAGGCGAAAAAGUUGUUUUACAUAUUAGAAUGUUCUCGAACUUAGAAACUAAAGUAUCCAGAAAUACUCUUAUUGAUUUAAAGGGAACUCAGAACCCUGAAAAGCUUGUUAUUGUUUCUGGACAUAUUGACAGCUGGGAUGUAGGCCAAGGUGCCAUGGAUGACGGUGGUGGUCUGUUCAUCAGCUGGGCAGCUCCUGUUAUAUUGAAACGCCUGAACUUGAUCCCUAAACGUACUGUGAGAGCUAUAUUUUGGACUGCCGAAGAGCUGGGAUUAAUUGGUGCUUACGCAUAUGAAAAGGCUCACAGGCACGAAAGUGAUAACAUUAACUUUAUCAUGGAAUCUGAUGAAGGCACCUUUGCUCCACUUGGUUUGGCAGUCGGUGGGAGCAAAAAAGCUCGUUGCAUUGUCGGAGAGGUUUUAAAACUGUUCAAAUCAAUCAAUGCAUCGACUCUUGUUGAAGAAGACGCUCCUGGAUCAGACAUUGGUAUAUUCACUGGUAACGGGAUACCAGGAGCUAGUCUUCACAAUGAUAAUGCAAAGUAUUUCUGGUUCCACCACACUGAGGGAGAUACUAUGAAUGUUGAAGACCCUGAUGAACUAGAUCUCGGUGCAGCCUUCUGGACAGCUGUCGCUUACAUCAUCGCUGAUCUUUCAGAAGAUAUCCCCCGGUAACCGUGCAAAUGCUAAAUAUGUCACUAUUCAUAUUUAUUUUAAGGAAAAGUGUGAUCAUAUGUUCAGUUAUCGAAAAUAAAUAAAGGUUAAAAUUGUUGAACUGGAUUCAGUUGA